AUGGACUGCGGUGCAAUUUCAUCUCUCCAGAACCUGCAGGCUCUGUCUGCUUUAUUAUCCACCCAGCAGGAGGAGCAAGAGGAGGAGGAGGACUGUAAAAAUGUGACAGCCAGUGCACGGCUGGGUCCUGGACAGAUUGGCGCCCCACCAAAAAAAGAUAAAGAAGAGUCGGCUGCCAAUGUGAAGAAUAAAGAUAUCUGGACUGAAGAGGAGGUGGCUGAGGGAUCCCAGUAUGACGACCUCGCUGACCUGCGGCCACAGCCUGAGUAUGAAAUAAUCCUGAAGCAGAGUGUGGGGACAGAGGAUCUGUUCUUGGGCCUGAGCAGAAAGGAUCCAUCCUCCAUGUGCUGUGAAGCCAUGCUGGUAAAAAUCAAACUCCCAGACACUAAAGCAACAGAUGUGGUCCUGGAUAUAAAAGAAAAGUUCCUUGAUCUACGGACACCAAAAUAUAAACUGGGUCUCCAUCUCCCACAUCCGAUCCACAACCAGGAGGGAAAGGCCCAAUUCUUCAGUGAGAGGGAGGAACUACAGGUGACUCUGCUAAUGAAGCGUCCCAUGGACUCUAUCAACAUGCAAUAA
Molecule: messenger RNA, 579 nt
Organism: Scomber japonicus (chub mackerel)
Lineage: Eukaryota; Metazoa; Chordata; Actinopteri; Scombriformes; Scombridae
Gene: dnaaf6
Product: dynein axonemal assembly factor 6
Exons: 6
Coding region: 1-579 (192 amino acids)
Biological process (GO): flagellated sperm motility; axonemal dynein complex assembly
Cellular component (GO): cytoplasm
Molecular function (GO): protein-folding chaperone binding; dynein intermediate chain binding
Source: RefSeq, a predicted model, not a curated record